GCACUCAUUCCGACGCCUGUCCGCGCGCCACGAGCGCUACAUGCUCACCAAGACACCAACCGUGGCCAGCCCCCCGGCAUAAAAGAAGAGGUGCCACCAAACCCCCACACCAACCCUGCCACCCGCGCCCGCGCGAACGAGAGGCGAGGACAGGCGAUCACGAUUCACGACCCGGUGAUGGAGGCGGAGGCCUUCCCGAUACGGUUCACGAGGGGCGUGCGCGCCUACUGGCGCCGGCGCAAGUACCACCGGCUCGAGGCCGCGGGCGGCGGCAAGCCCCGGGGCGCCACGCAGCACCUGGGCACCGCGCGGCGCGGCGGGUGGGGGCGGCUCCGCGUGCGCGUCCGCGCGAUCAUGGCCGGGCCCCGGCGCGCGCUGGCGCGGGCGCGGGACUCGUACGUGGGCGGCAUGCUCGUGGUGGCCAAGAAGGCGUCGGCCAUCGCGCUGCCCGGCGGGCCGGAGAGCAUGUGGGCCAAGCGGGUGCCGCGGCGGAAGCAGCUGCCAGCUGCGCGGCCGGGCCAGCCCACGAAGUUCGAGCAGAAGCUCAUCUUCGAGAUCUACAAGUCCAUCGUCGCGUCCAAGGAGCUCACAACCAUGCUUCACUGCUCCACGGCGCACCUGCAGACGUCGCCUACGCGUGGCAAGGGGCCAGUGCAUCUCCUCGACAUGUGAGCUGGGAAAUGGAUGUGCUUCUGACCCAAAGCGAGCACUCCAAGUUCUUUUGCUUGAUUGAUUUUAGCGCUUUUAUCGUGUACAACUAUAGUGUUCUUCGCUUUGUGAGAAUGAAAAAUUCCGAGCAGUUCUAUGCUUCUAGCUAUUGGGAGCAAGCCGCCCUGCUGCAAAGAGGCAGCGUGUAAUGUAACUGAGAAAAUUUGGCAAAGCAAAUUCGUGACCUUGUCAUCUCC
This is a messenger RNA of Phragmites australis (common reed), 905 nucleotides long. RefSeq lists its product as uncharacterized. The record is from RefSeq and is a predicted model, not a curated record. The coding region runs from base 178 to 672 and encodes 164 amino acids. The transcript has a single exon. NCBI's taxonomy places the organism in Eukaryota, Viridiplantae, Streptophyta, Magnoliopsida, Poales, Poaceae.